UUUUUUCAUCAAGGCUAUUUUAAAUGUCCAAAUAUCUAAAUUGAUAAAAUAAGUAGUAUAUUUUUUACCCUCUUUUUUUUUUGAUAAUUUUUUUUAGUAUAUAUUCAGCUGAGAGUGAGAGGGUUCUACUCCUUGAUGUAAGGAAACUAUGUAACUAACUUCCUCUUCCUACUCUCUUGGAUCUUUGAGACUCUCUUUCAAUUGUGCAUGCAUCAAGCUCCACAAACUAAACAUAACUCCUCAUAUUUCUCUUCCAGGUCCCCAGUUUUUCUUGUUUUUACACAUCUGAAUAAUAAUCUUUCUAAAUCACAAAACUAAUCAAAUUUUCUUCCUCUAAUCAUUUCUAGAAAUGGCUUUUGGGAGGAUGAGGAAUAACAAGCGACCAUCUUCCUCAAAUUCAUAUGUCUCCACCAUCACUACUGUAGUCUUCAUAGCCCUCUGUGUUUUGGGUGUAUGGAUGCUCACCUCUGAUAAUGCCAUUUCACCCAACGCCACUACCCGCACUUCCACCACUACUACACCUAAUGAAUCCCAUGAUGUCAUUAAAUCCGAUGAUCCCGUCACCUUCAACAAACCUAAUGACAGAGCCACUUCCGGGACAUUUGAAGAUAAUCCUGGAGACCUCCCUGAUGAUGCCCUAAAAAACGAUGAGUCUCAGAAAUCUCAGGAAGAUCAGAAAAGGGCAGUGGGAGGUUCCUACCAGCAAAAUCUGGAAAGGAAGGACUCAGUGCAGGAAAAUGAACACAAAAUUGAUGAUGCUGGUAGUAAGGCAAAAGAGAUCACUGAACCUCUGGUUGAUGAAAAUGCUCAGAGUCUGGGUGGCAAAGAGUCAGCUGAAGAACAUGAAAAGCAAAAUGAACACCAAAUACAAGUUUCAGAAGAAAGCACACUCACUGAGAAGCAGAACAUUCAACAAAGUAUUUCACUUGAUCAGGACACCAACAAACCUAAACAGCAAGAUCAGGUUGAAGGAAGAAACAAUAGUGAUCAAAGUCAGCAAAAUGCAAGCAGUCAAACUAAUGAAAACCAACAACAGGGUUCGGAGGAACAAGAACAACAACAGGACAGAGAACAACAAAAGGCCAACAACCAACAACAGGCUUUGGAGGAACAACAACAGGAAAGAGAACAACCAAAUGCUAAUAACCAACAGACAUUGGAGGAACAACAACAAGAUCCAGAACAACAAAAGGAUAAUAACCAACAACAGACAGUGGAGGAACAACAACAGGAACAGCAGCAGCAAGAUGAAAAAGCAAUCACAUUUAGCGAUGAGACGAAAAAAGAUCCAUCGAAACAGGAUAGUAGCGAAGAUUCAAAUACAAAACAAGAUAAGGAUGAGAAUAACCAGCAAGACAAACCAAUGGCUCAACAGCAAGAAGAUGAAUCAGCCAAGCAGGUGGAUCCUGAGCAGGAGAAUGAUGGAAGCACUCAGACAAACAAACAGCAAGCCACUGGAUCAACUGAUCAGAAAUCAACAGAGCCACACUCACUCCCAAACUCGGGGAUUCCAAAGGAGUCCAAUGAGUCAAAAAAGUCUUGGUCGACUCAGCUAGAUCACUCCCAUGAUGAGAAACAAAGGCGGGGGGAGAAUGUAAAGGGCAAAGAUGAGGAGAGCGGCGAGAGCCUAUAUGGGUAUACAUGGAAGCUCUGUAAUGUGACAGCAGGACAUGACUAUAUACCUUGUUUGGAUAAUGAGAAAGCAUUAAAAAAAUUGCGCACUACAAAACAUUUCGAGCACCGUGAGAGGCAUUGCCCAGAAGAUCCCCCAACUUGCCUUGUCCCAGCUCCUGAAGGGUACAAGAAAUCUGUCCAGUGGCCACAAAGCAGGGACAGGAUUUGGUUUCACAAUGUACCCCACACAGAAUUAGCAAAGGUGAAAGGACAUCAGAACUGGGUGAAAGUUGCAGGGGAGUUCUUGACUUUUCCAGGAGGUGGAACUCAAUUUAUUCAUGGUGCUCUCCAUUACAUUGAUUUCCUUGAAAAGACAAUUCCAGGUAUUAAAUGGGGCAAGCACACGAGAGUAGUACUAGAUGUUGGAUGUGGUGUUGCAAGCUUUGGAGGCUAUCUUUUUGAUAGAGAUGUACUUACAAUGUCAUUUGCACCCAAAGAUGAACAUGAGGCUCAGGUCCAGUUUGCCCUUGAAAGAGGCAUACCUGCAAUAUCUGCUGUGAUGGGUUCUCAGAGACUCCCAUUUCCUAGCAGAGUGUUUGAUGCUGUGCAUUGUGCUCGUUGUAGGGUUCCUUGGCAUGCAGAAGGUGGUAGACUUCUACUUGAACUGAACCGAGUACUACGACCUGGAGGGCAUUUUAUUUGGUCAGCUACGCCUGUGUACCAAAAGCUUCAAGAAGAUGUGGAGAUAUGGGAAGCCAUGACUGCACUGACUGCAUCUAUGUGCUGGAAGCUUGAGAAGAAACAGAAAGAUUCUAUAAAUAAGAUUGGAGCUGCCAUAUUUCGCAAACCUACAAACAAUGAAUGUUAUGACCAAAGAAAGGAAAAUAAACCUCCAAUGUGUAAGAAUGAUGAUGACUCAGAUGCUGCAUGGUAUGUUCCUCUGCAAGCAUGCAUGCAUCGGGUGCCAACUGACGAGGCAGCAAGGGGAAGCAAAUGGCCAAUUAGAUGGGCUAAAAGGUUGCAGACACCUCCAUAUUGGUUGAAUAAAUCUCAGAUGGGAAUAUAUGGAAAACCAGCUCCUGAUGAUUUUGAAAAAGAUUAUGAACACUGGCAAAAUGUGGUGAACAAGUCAUAUCUUAAUGGACUUGGCAUCAGUUGGUCAAAUGUGAGGAAUGUUAUGGACAUGAGAGCUGUUUAUGGAGGAUUUGCAGCAGCAUUGAGAGACCUUAAGGUCUGGGUCCUGAAUGUUGUCAAUGUAAAUUCUCCCGACACACUUCCCAUAAUCUAUGAAAGAGGCCUCUUCGGAAUCUACCAUGAUUGGUGUGAAUCUUUUAGUACAUACCCUCGAACCUAUGAUCUUCUGCAUGCGGAUCAUCUAUUCUCGAAACUGAAAGAAAGGUGCAAACUUAUGCCGGUCAUGGCAGAAAUAGAUAGAAUAGUUAGACCUGGAGGGAAAUUGAUUGUUCGUGAUGAGUCCAGCACAAUUGGAGAAGUUGAAAACUUGCUUAAAUCACUGCACUGGGAGGUUCAUUUGACUUUCUCCAAAGAUCAAGAAGGAAUACUCAGUGCAACCAAGUCUGAUUGGCGACCAACAUAGGUGCCUCUGUGAUGCUUGACCUUUGCAGCAUGCAGAUGGGUAGUGCUUCCAUGUAGCUCGAAAAUUUCGCACAUCCAGCAAAAUUCCUGGUUCUUCUAUUUUUCCAGGAAUAGAAUUGAAAUAU
This is a messenger RNA of Beta vulgaris subsp. vulgaris (sugar beet), 3335 nucleotides long. Its product is annotated as probable methyltransferase PMT27. Lineage: Eukaryota; Viridiplantae; Streptophyta; Magnoliopsida; Caryophyllales; Amaranthaceae. The transcript has 8 exons. Gene Ontology annotation, cellular component: endosome; cytoplasm; trans-Golgi network. The coding region runs from base 350 to 3211 and encodes 953 amino acids. The record is from RefSeq and is a predicted model, not a curated record. Gene Ontology annotation, molecular function: methyltransferase activity.